Molecule: messenger RNA, 508 nt
Organism: Galeopterus variegatus (Sunda flying lemur)
Lineage: Eukaryota; Metazoa; Chordata; Mammalia; Dermoptera; Cynocephalidae
Product: myosin-IIIa-like
Exons: 4
Biological process (GO): protein phosphorylation
Molecular function (GO): protein kinase activity; ATP binding
Source: RefSeq, a predicted model, not a curated record
AUGUUUCCAUUAAUUGGAAAAACAGUCAUCUUUGAUAACUUUCCUGAUCCUUCUGAUACUUGGGAAAUCACUGAAACGAUUGGCAAAGGAACUUAUGGGAAAGUUUUUAAAGUAUUGAAUAAGAAAAAUGGCCAAAAAGCAGCAGUCAAAAUUCUGGAUCCAAUUCACGAUAUUGAUGAAGAGAUUGAAGCAGAGUAUAACAUCUUAAAAGCACUUUCUGACCACCCUAAUGUUGUCAAAUUCUAUGGGAUUUACUUUAAGAAGGAUAAAAUAAAUGGAGAUAAGCUGUGGUUGGUUCUCGAGCUGUGCAAUGGAGGAUCAGUGACUGAUCUUGUGAAAGGAUUUCUGAAGAGGGGUGAAAGAAUGAGUGAACCUAUAAUUGCCUAUAUUUUACACGAAGCACUAAUGGGACUUCAGCAUUUGCAUAACAACAAAACUAUCCACCGUGAUGUGAAAGGAAAUAACAUUCUGUUGACCACUGAAGGAGGAGUUAAACUAGUAGAUUUUG